GCAACCAACCAAAUCUUCAGGCUGGUGGCAUGGCGAGUGACAAGCUAAGCGAGGCGUUCGAAAGAGCCGUCAGGCUGAAUGAAUCCCCGUUAGAGAAGAACGCUCACAAAUUUUGGACACCUCAGCGGAGUAGGGGAGAUCCGUUGCCCGGUCGUCGUUGCUGGUCAUCUGCUCGGCGGCGCCCAUCCUUUCUACAAGACAGCUCGGACAGCGACGAUGAAAUUGAAACGUCGGCGGGACGAAAGCCACCUGCUUCACGGCUUCUCACGCCAUGCGCUGCUGUGAAGACACCAUUUGCCGAGGACAGGGACACCUGGUUCCUUGAGUCGCUGUCUGACAGCACACCUCUGGAGAAAUGCCACCCAGAUACGCUCAAGUUCAAGCAAAGUUUCAACAGUUCCCGGGAGGAUCUUGCCAGUGCUCUCUUUUCAAUUUUCAACAGGGAGGUCUUUGCUCACAAGCUCCCUCCAGGGGAAAUUUCUUGGAAUGGCCGAUUGAUAUCGACAGCAGGCCGGUGUUUCAACUUGCCCAACAACAAGUAUCGUGUGGAGCUCUCGUCGAAAAUUCUCCGCAGUGCCGAACAAACAAGAGACACCCUACUGCACGAGCUGUGUCACGCGGCAGUUUGGUGCCUGCACAACUGCAAGCGAGGCGGCCACGGUGAACUGUGGAAGUUCUGGGUGAAUCGUGCUGCUCGGAGGUUCCCGAAGCUUCCCCCUGCCCAAAGGUGUCACGACUACAAGCAGCCGCGAGAAAGGAAACUUGCCUUCAACUUAUGUCCAUGAUGCCAGUAAUUCUUUAUUUUUUGUCUCGCUAAAGUAUGUAU
Messenger RNA from Rhipicephalus sanguineus (brown dog tick), 826 nucleotides. Its product is annotated as germ cell nuclear acidic protein. Lineage: Eukaryota; Metazoa; Arthropoda; Arachnida; Ixodida; Ixodidae. Gene Ontology annotation, cellular component: nucleus. The transcript is spliced from 5 exons. Bases 30 to 785 code for a protein of 251 amino acids. The record is from RefSeq and is a predicted model, not a curated record.